This is a messenger RNA of Myotis daubentonii (Daubenton's bat), 2355 nucleotides long. It is a transcript of the gene DNAJC14, whose product is annotated as DnaJ heat shock protein family (Hsp40) member C14. The transcript is spliced from 2 exons. The record is from RefSeq and is a predicted model, not a curated record. Gene Ontology annotation, molecular function: dopamine receptor binding. Lineage: Eukaryota; Metazoa; Chordata; Mammalia; Chiroptera; Vespertilionidae. The coding region runs from base 1 to 1437 and encodes 478 amino acids.
AUGGCCCAGAAGCACCCCGGAGAAAGACAGUCGUGUGGAGCCCACCACGGUGGUGGUGCCUCGCUCGGGACUUUAGGACCCUCUCUGGACCCUGAAAUACUUUCAUUCUCAGGACUCAGGGACUCAGCGAGGCCUGCUCCAAAUGGUACCCGCUGCCUCACAAAGCACUCUAGUCCUAAGUACACACAGCCCCCAAACCCAGCCCACUGGUCGGAUCCAAGCCAUGGCCCCCCAAGGGGUCCAGGACCCCCUAGAAAUGGAGAGGACCCUGAUCAGAGUGAGGCGUCUUCAGAAGAAGAGUCAGGAGUGGAUCAGGAACUCUCAAGAGAGAAUGAGGCUGGGCAGCAGGAGGAUGAAAACCAUUCUUUUCUUUCCAUUCCAUCUGCUUGCAACUGCCAGGGAACCCCUGGAUUCCCUGAAGAGCCUUACUCUGGGGGAGGAGAGAACUCUUCUAGCAACUUUUGCCACCAUUGUAUGUCUCCAGCUUUAGGAGAACAUGAAGAGUUGGAAGAGGAAUAUGAUGAUGAGGAACCCAAGUUCCCCAGUGAUUUUUCUCGUGUGCCCAGUGGAAAGAAACCUCCACCCCGGAGGCAGCGGCACCGUGUUGCAGCCAAGGACGAUACUUGGGAGGGUGGACGCAGGGAUCCCAGGUCCCCUGGUCGACAUCGGCUGGGCCGGAAACGAAGUCAAGCAGAUAAGCGCAGAGGCUUGGGAUUAUGGGGAGCAGAAGAACUGUGUCAGCUUGGACAAGCAGGCUUCUGGUGGCUGAUCGAACUGCUGGUGUUGGUGGGAGAGUAUGUGGAAAGUUGUGGCCAUCUCAUCUAUGCAUGCAGGCAGCUGAAAGGCAGUGAUUUGGACCUUUUUCGAGUCUGGGCAGGAGUCUGGGCAGGGCGACUGGGUGGCUGGGCCCAGGUAAUGUUCCAGUUUCUGAACCAGGGGUUUUGCUAUGGGGCAGGGCUAUUCACCCGUUUUCUUCGGCUACUGGGUGCUUUGCUGCUUCUGGCUCUGGCCCUCUUGUUGGGCUGUCUGCAGGUGGCCUGGCAGUUUCUCGUGAGACUGGGUGACCGGUUAGGCUGGAGGGCUAAAGCCACCUGGCUCUUCUCUUGGCUGGAUUCUCCCACCUUGCAGCGUUGUCUGAUUGUGCUGAGAGAGAGCAGGCCCUGGCAGCAGAUGGUGAGAAUGGUUCAGUGGGGUUGGCUGGAGUUGCCUUGGGUCAAACAGAGGACUAACAGACAAGAGAAUGCACCUGUAGCUAGUGGUCGCUAUUACCAGCCUGAAGAGGAAGUGACUCGACUCUUGACCAUGGCUGGGGUUCCUGAAGAUGAGCUAAACCCGUUCCACGUCUUGGGGGUUGAAGCCACAGCAUCAGACGCUGAAAUGAAGAAGGCCUAUAGGCAGUUGGCAGUAAUGCCCUUUGUAUUCAGCAUGUUUCUAUGAAAAUUGAAGCUUCUGUUUUUUUUUUUGUGGCUCACAUAAACUUAAACCUUGUUUAUUUGGCCCGUGUUAGCCUUUGAGUUUGACAUGCUUGUCCUAAAUAGACAUAUUUCUAAAGUGCACGUACGGAAGGCCAAGAGACAUAUGAAAACAUGCUCAAAGUCACUAAUCAUCUGAGAGAUGCAAGUCAAAACGACAAUGAGGUACCAUCUCACACCUGUCAGAAUAGCUAUCCUCAACAAAUCAACGAACAAGUGCUGGCGAGGAUGUAGAGAAAAAGGAACCCUCUUGCACUGCUGGUGGGAAUGCAGACUGUGCAGCCACUGUGGAAAACAGUGUGGAUUUUCCUCCAAAAAUUAAAAAUGGAACUCCCUUUUGAUCCAGUAAUCCCACUCCUAGGAAUAUAUCCCAAGAAAUCAAACACCAAUGAGGAUAUAUGCACCCCUAUGUUCAUAGCAGCACAAUUUACAAUAGCUAAGAUUUGGAAACAGCCUAAGUGCCCAUCAGCAGAUGAGUGGACUAAAAAACUGUGGUACAUCUACACAAUGGAAUUAUCACACUGCUGUAAAAAAGAAAGAACUCUUAAUCAUUUGAAACAGGAUGAAUGGACCUAGAGAGCAUUAUGCUAAGUGAAAUAAGCCAGUCGGAGAAAGAUAAAUAUCACAUGAUCUCACUCAUUUGUGGAAUAUAAUGAACAACAUAAACUGAUGAACAAAAAUAGAUGCAGAGUCGUAGAAGCAUCGAACAGACUGUCAAACCUCGGAGGGAAGGUAGGGCAGGAUGGGUAAGAGAUCAACCAAAGGACUUACAUGCAUGCAUAUAAGCAUAACCAAUGGACACAGACAGUAGCAGGGUGAGGUUAUGUGCUGGGGGGUGGGAGCGGCUGGGGAGAGGUCAAUGGGGGGAAAAAGGAGACAUGUA